CGUUUGCCGGCUAUAUAUAUUUUUUUUAUUUAACCACGCAAGUUUUGGGUGAACGAUUAUAAUUUUACCGUUCAAGUGUUAUGUGAGAGAUUUAAGUUUGUGUGUAUAUGUAACAACUUUGGCUUUGUGUUUAGUUUGGUACGGGUGAAAUUGGUACCGGUAUUGGUCUUGGUAUCUGAUACCAAUUGGUCCAGUCAAGUUCAUUGUCGUGGUUAUCUUGAUUCAAAAACUGAUGAGUGUGUAGGUGCGCUUGCGCAAAUAAUGCGAGGUGUCACGUGAUCAAUGGCGACUGCGCGAUCGCGAUCCCCGCAAGAUGGCGUCCGAAGAAGACGCGACUUCACCAGGUCCCCUGUCGCCGUAUGUGACGCUGGGCGCGGUGCGUUACACCGUCCGCCGCGCGCCGCCUCCCCGCGCCUGCCCGUGCCGCUGCUGCUCCGAGGAGGCGGUGGCGGCGUGCCUCGGUCGCGCCAAGCCGGAUCGUCGCACGCUGGAGCGUUUCCAGCGCCGCCUGGGCCGGGGCUCGCGGGACGAGCGGCCCUCGCGGCAUCAACGCUUACGGGACCUCACUGAACGACUGCUGCCCCGCGCACACACAGCACCCACACCGCCACCGCCACCACCGCCUCCGCCGCCACACUCGGCGCCCGUUCUGCCGCCGGUCCCACCGCCGCGGACGCGCCAUCGUCACAGCCCUUCCCGCGGACUAUCCGUCGAUCGUUACGACGAUUUUGAUACCGAUAAAAUAACUCUUGUCCGGGUUGAACCGCGUUCCAUUGUAGGGUCGUACGCGCAAAAGACUAUACCUUACCGCAGUGCAUCUUUCUCGCAAGGUGAUUUUGCACAGGACAAAUAUUAUCGUGGUAAACAGCCUUCCAUAUUUAAUUUCGAAAAGCGUGUCAAAAGAAAAGACGAAAUUGAUUCUGCGUCUGCACGCGAUGACACAUCAAGUCUUACGGAGGAAAAUGUAACUGAGGGGGGAUCCGUUGCGUCGGUGGACUCUGCCGUCGGUUCUGACGAGGGACUCAUAGUGCAUGCAUCACCUGCGCCUCAUUCUAAUCCCCCAGAUGCUGUUCACAAACAGCUCGGUGCGCGUUCGUUGACACAUCCAUUGCCGCGUCGUGUACCUUCAGUGCGGGAGGAAGGUCAAUCCGAAGCCGGAGGUAGUUUACCAGUUUUAAUGCCCCCGCGCGUUCUCCACGAAUUACGCGAAGAAAGUGACGGCUCACAAGCUGACAGUGCGCAGGCGCAUAGUGAAGGUACUUCUCCCCUUGAGCCUGCUCAGCCUUUCGCGUUUCCUCCCCUUCCGGCCAUACCUACGAACGCAUGUGCAAACGUGGAUUGUGAGUGUAUUAAUUUUCCAUCGCGAAAAAAUUCCGCUAGUGAACUUGACACUUCUGUGCCAAUCCCAGUGCCGGUUUACGAGUGCAUAGUGAAACAGUGGUCUUCUGAUCUGCCAGUAGAAGAAGCACAGCGUUCGGAUGGAGCCUCUGAUGGUUCUUUAGAUCGAGAUAAAGAAGACGAGACUAUUACUAGUGAACAAGUUGCGAAUUUAUUAGCCGCGGUGCAGAAUCCUUGUACACCAGUUCCUAUCAGUACUAGAGAGAGACGGCGACCAUUAGAUAAGACUAAAAGGAGAAAAGGCAUUUACAUCACAACUGCAAGUGAUGACGGAGGUGAUGAAGAUCCUCCUUCUUCUUUAAAUGGUUGUCAGCGAGAAAGUAGUGACGUGUCAUUGUCAGACAUGAGACUUUCCGCCGAAGCGAGAUCCUCUUCCAUUUUGGGAGAAAAAUCUGACGAUUCAAAUGCAAAUGGACCUUCUAGUCCGAGUGAAGCUCCAACUCCAAAUUGGAUAAGAUCGGAUGAUCUUCGAGCUAGGCGAGCGAGAUUCUCUCAACAGAGCUCUGACGAAAGAGACGAUGAGAGCUAUCGCGUGAGAAGAAAAUUUGGAGUGACGUCACGCGGGGACUCGCCAUCUGAGGCGGAGAGCGACACCUGUUCAAGAGACAGAACAGCGUCGCCAUCCCCAUUUAGUCCAUCGGAUACAUCCGAUGUGGAAUCAAAACGACAGAACUUUACCAGGGGACCAUUCGGGAAAAAUUUAGAAGCACCUUCUAAUCGUUCCAUAGAAAGUGGACGAAGAAGUUUCUCAGAUGCUACUGUACCUUGUAGGAAAAAAAGCGCUGGCGCUGUCACAAACACUGGUUCUAGGUCAAAAGGACCAACUCACGUGAGAGCUACAUCCUCCCCAUCAAAACUAGCUGGAGUUAAGCCCGGAACUGAUUUACUGGCUGAACUAUUGCGAGGCAGUUCAGAAGCUUUGUCAAAUUCUUCCACCUUCGACAACGUGAUACUGACUUUGCACCAGCACAAUGACACACGGACACACGUGGUCGUCGAACUUUACGAGACGGAAAAAUCUUAUGUGGAGGCGCUCGAAAACUUAGUCAAGAAAUACCUCCAACCGCUUAAAAGUCCAGAGAACGCUGGACUCUUAGAUGCCUAUUUGGUGGAUGAAAUAUUCUACCAAGUACCGGCUAUCCUCAACGUGCACCAAGUAUUCCUCGAACAACUGAGGCUAAGACUUGAGCAAUGGGACCUCCAGCAAAAAGUUGGGGACGUGUUCCUCGAAGUGUUUACCAAACCCACCGUAAUGGACACCUACAUGUCCUUUAUCAACAACCUGAAAAAGGCCAAGGAAACGAUAAAAUCCGCAGCGGCAUCGCGACCUGCUUUUGCAAAGUUUUUGGAAGCACGUGCAAGAGACCACAAGGGAAAGUUGUCUUUAGACAAUCUCUUAAUAAAGCCAGUGCAGAAGUUUCCAAGCUAUAAGCUUUUGAUUCAAAGAUUGAUUAAACACACAGAGCAGUCGCAUCCUGACCACAAACUAUUGUUGGAAGCUCAGAGGGAGAUUCACGAUCUCUUGGAACUUAUAAAUUGUACUGAAAGAGAAAGUCUCGAACAAGAACAACAGCAACAGACUCUGAGGGAAUUAGAACAAUUGAUAGAAGGUCUCUCUAAUUUAGUGUCGGCUGAUAGAACAUUCAUUAGGCACGAGAUGGUUACAAUGCCAUCAGCGCAAGGAGCUGUUAAAGACAGAGCUUUAUUCCUCUUUAACGACACCCUUUUGAUAACAAGUGUCAAGAAAAGGACUGGUACCAUAAAGAAACCGAUUCCGACAUACCAAUGCAGCAUCGCGAGUCAAAUGGAAGGGAACAAAUAUAAGCUUCUGAUGAGGAUAUCUCUCGGAGACUUGGAAAUCGUGAAAGGAAAAGACGAAAACAUGAGACGCUUAAUCCAUGAAGUGGAAACGCUUACAGAAGAUGUCAAUACAUUGACUGUUAUAUCAGAACAAGUGGCCGCUCUACACACCCAGCAUCUUCCUUUAGAAGAGCUGGUCAGAGAAAUGUUACAAUCGGCCAAUAGACAGCUAUCUGAAAGACAGAAUUUUGAUAAUCAACUAUGCUGUAUGGAACUAACUUUGAAUACCUCAAACGUCCCAGAGAAUUUGACGGUGAUAUUUGCUAAUUCGGAAAAGAGGAGCAAUUGGGAGGAACUCAUAAACGAGACGAAGCAGAAGCUAUAUAUGUACGGCCCAGAGCGUCCGGCGCCCGAGUUUCUCUCCCCUGUCCCUAUAAGGAAGACGAGAGCCGGCCUACAGUUCACAUGCGCUGCCCCUACACUACCCCCGAAAGGACAACCGCCUGAUGUUUGGGUUUGCAACAGCGACGGGUAUGUCGGUCAAGUGUGUGUUCUGACUUUGAAUCCUAAGCCGCAAGUGACAUCUUGCAAUGGCGUCUGCAAUGCUAGGAUCGUAUGCGUUGCUUGCGUACCUCCCGCUCCGGCCCUCGUUCGCCAGCAGACAUUAGACAUACCGAGUACCAGCUCGUUGAACAGUUCCGGUAAUAAGCCUGGUAUAAGUAUUUCUGAUGCUGAUGAAAGCUGCAAGAAUAUACGUCUUGACAGCUCAUCAUCUAGUGAAGACGAGGACGAUGGCUCGUCCACCAGCGAGAAUCAAGACGCCCAGUCCGAAAGAAGCCAGGACUCUGUUCGGCUGCACAGCCUCAGUGCGAUCGGGGCCAGGGCGACGCUGACGCCUAACCAUAGCAAGAGUCUGAGCACGCCUCACACCGGACAGAACAUACCGAUACACCCAGUCAUGAAGUCCAGCUCGAAUCCCGCUGUCGACAAACAGGCUAUGGGAAUCACAUCCGGCACCUUAUCGUCACCAGCCAGUCGCCAGUCCUCGGAGGACAACGCUACGAAUCAGCCAACAAUGUGGCUCGGGACCGAAGACGGCUUCAUUCACGUGUACAACUGCAUGGACAACAUACGCAUCAAGAAGAACAAGAUUAAGCUACAGCACAGCGCCUCUGUGAUAUCCAUCAAAUACGUCGAGGGUCAAGUGUUCGUGUCUCUUGGUAACGGUGAAUUGGUCGUGUAUAACAGAGAUAUUGAUGGUACAUGGUCAGAGCGCGCUACGCUGGUGGUAGGUGGUAGCUCUAACCCAAUAUCCGCCAUGUUGGUGGUCGCUACGCGUCUCUGGUGCUCAACACAGUCCUACGUUAAAGUCAUCAAUCCGCAUACGCUGCAGGAGGACGGUUCAUUUCAAGUGCCCACUCACAGUCGUCAGAUCAGUCACAUGGCCAUCUCCGGUAACACCAUAUGGCUGGUGCUCAACCCGACGCAUAAACAGUCGCAGGAGGACGAUACAUUCCACGUGACCACAGACACUCGUCCCAUCAGUCAUAUGGCUGUUGCCGGUACCUCUUUGUGGAUGGCCCUCAACACGACUCCCCAGCUCCGAUGCUAUCAGACAAAUUCCAAGGAGCUGCUAGCUGAACUGAGCAUCACAGCGCCCGUCACUAAAAUGCUGCAUGGAUGCGACGACAUUAUCCGCCAACAUAAGGCGGCGUGUCUGCGAGUGACGGCUCUAUUGGCACAUCGAGAUACCUUGUGGGUUGGAACGUCUGCUGGCGUGUUGCUCACAGCGCCGCUACACAACUCGCCCAACACACGAACUGGACAGUUCACUGUGCCACAACUCACCGGGGUGACUUACGGUCACACUGGACAUGUUAGAUUUUUGACAAUCGUCGAAAAUCCAGUUCCGCAUAAGCCAACAACGAAACCAAGCACGAGCUUGAAGACGAAGGCUCUGAGUCGGCGAUCGACGAACGCUGAGAAACUACAGAAGCAGACAGAAAGCAGCCCGAACAAUAAGGAGACUUUGGUGAUAUCUGGAGGGGAUGGCUACGAGGACUUCAGGACGUCCUCCAUGUCCGAGGACGCGGGGCGAGAGGACUCCACAAAUCACCUGCUUUUUUGGAGGGUAUGAACGAAUUUUCCGGCCUACAGGGAUGUACCAACACCCGGAUACAGUUUCGGGAGGAGAUUGACUAAUACGUUUCACAAAUGGUUUAAGAAAUGCAUGUGAUAACAUGAUGUGACUAUAGUUAUUGUUGAGCCUAAUUUAUCACAAAUUUAUAAUUUUUUUUUUUGUUAAUUGUUCCAGCUUUUUAAAAAGGAAAUGUUGAUAUGAAUAAGUUUUUAGGGUAUUUGAAAUUGAUUUGCGCGUUAGUGCGUAGAAAAUAGUUCUGUAUUGAGAUUACUAUCGAUAAGUUUAGGACAUUAAAUGUCAAAAUAUAUCAACAAAGAUUAUUAUGUAUCGAAAUGCAAUGUUGCAAGUGCAGUAUUAUUAAAAUUAUCAUUAGCGAGACCCCCUCCGGUCCUGAGAUAUAUCAAAAAACCUGUUUUAGACGGAUUUACGUGUACCUACCUGAUCAUAUCAAUAUAAAAUGUUAAAUGUCCAUAACUAUUUUGUUAUUUACAAAUUAAAUCUUUAUAAAAAAAAAAUAUAUUUAAAUAUAUCAAUAUAUAUCAGUGUAUGCCUAAUCGAAUGAAAAAAAAAAUAAUGUUAAACUAUAUGUCCAUAGAGUUCUAUUGCCAAGUAUGUUACCGAUGUGUUUUUAAUAACAAUAUUAUUCCUUAAUGACAUUGGCUUUACGGUAGUCGCUGUUAGCUAUAGACAAAUUUUAAUCUCAUGUUUGACAGUCCGUUGUCGAUAUAUAAAAUAAAAAAAAAAAUAGAUGUUCUCAUUAGAUCUCUUAAUAUUCUUAAAUGGAAUUACAUAUAUGUACUUUAUCUAACGUGGCCGAUGCUAUCAAUGUACCGCUUAACAGAAUCUUGAAUUGCUCAAAAGUCAAAUGUUACUAUCCGCGGGAUGGCAUCCCGAUCAUGAACAGAGCAAGGUCUAUGAUGUAUUUAGUGUAAACGAUGUAGAUAUCUGUGACGAAAUUCUGCAGAAAAUGAAAUAAAGUCGCACUUUAAUGAAUUA
Danaus plexippus (monarch butterfly) is the source of this 6334-nucleotide messenger RNA. RefSeq names its product rho guanine nucleotide exchange factor 17. The transcript has 21 exons. The coding region runs from base 314 to 5335 and encodes 1673 amino acids. Lineage: Eukaryota; Metazoa; Arthropoda; Insecta; Lepidoptera; Nymphalidae. Gene Ontology annotation, molecular function: protein binding; guanyl-nucleotide exchange factor activity. Gene Ontology annotation, biological process: actin cytoskeleton organization. The record is from RefSeq and is a predicted model, not a curated record.